Lycium barbarum (goji berry) is the source of this 381-nucleotide messenger RNA. RefSeq lists its product as uncharacterized. Lineage: Eukaryota; Viridiplantae; Streptophyta; Magnoliopsida; Solanales; Solanaceae. The transcript has a single exon. The record is from RefSeq and is a predicted model, not a curated record. The coding region runs from base 1 to 381 and encodes 126 amino acids.
AUGGUCAAUCUGAAUAGAACUGACUGGUCCCAAAAGCCUGAUUAUACUCUAUGGGCUUAUUGGACUGCGUACAAGACCCCGAUUGGGACUUUACCUUUCAAGUUAAUUUUUGGCAAAGCUUGCCACCAGCCCGUUGAACUGAAACACAAGGACAUGUGGGCGUUGAAGAACCUGAACAUUGAUUGGGAAGAAGCAACUAAGCUCCAGUUGUUUCAACUCAAUGAGAUUGAUGAAUUCUGCUAUCAGGCUUAUGAGAGUGCAGCAUUGUAUAAAGAGAGGAUGAAGCAGUAUCAUGAUAAGAAAAUCCCCAAUCGAUACUUUCAAAAGGGUGAUCCUGUCUUGCUGUAUAAUUCUGGACUAAAGCUGCUACCGGGCAAGUAG